AUGCCAGUUCUCGACCUUAGAUCUGGCUAUUCAUCGGUGCCAAAUCGUCAACGUCGCACCCGAUCAAGCUCUCUUCCUACGAAGCUGCACGAUUACAAUGUAUCAAGAUCCGCCUCUGUACCACCUUUGUGGAAGCCACAUCCUGAAGCUGACUUAGAAUCUGAGUCAAAGCCAAGUCUCAGUGAAUCUCGACGCGAUCGUCUUAUGUAUCCGAGACAGCUGUCAGCCUGUCAUUUUCAUUUGUACGGUGCUAGGAACCUAUCAAGAAGAAGACGUUCUACUCGAAAACAACCAACAGCUAUCCCCAUUCCCACACGGGGAGCACAAGAGUUACCUGAGCAAUGGAUCAGGAGAGGAAAUUCGCGUCGUCAUGAUUAUCUGAAAGGAGUUCGUUCUCGACUGCAGAGUAAAGCACAGCACCAUAUCCCUGUCGUUUGGUGUGUUAGGUCUGAUCACAACCCUUCAUCGCCCAUUGAAGAAAUCGAAAUGGAUGAAGAAAUAGUGGAAACACAACCUAUCAGAGUCAGUGAAACUCGCGAGUGCCCGUUGAAGUAUCCAAUCGCAGUGUAUAACCCACCACCUAACUGGAAUGCGUUCAUGGAAUGGAAACAGAGAGAAAAACGUACCGUCAGUUUGAGCGAAAGUUUGGAUCACCCGUCUGAGCCCUCGGCGUUUCAACGCGUUCUCCAGAGACCGCAACCAAUCUAUCUUAACAGGCUUGAUGCACUUCUGGCUUCAGAUGAUGAUGAGAGAGUACCAGAAUGGCCUCUCCUGAGGCAACUUCGUGAAAUGGAGCGUGAACUGCUGGCCGCAGGCAAUCCUAUUGCAAUCGAACGGCAAAGAAUU
This is a messenger RNA of Cylicostephanus goldi, 846 nucleotides long. Lineage: Eukaryota; Metazoa; Nematoda; Chromadorea; Rhabditida; Strongylidae. The record is from the annotation of a GenBank genome assembly.